GUUAAAGUGCAAAUAUAUUGAUGAAUAAUUUAAUUUUAGCAUUUGCCUGCUUUAUAGCAGUAGCUUCUGGACAGUGUCCAAACAAUAACUGCCCACCCCCAGUAUUGCCUCAAGUUCCUUGUGGUGUACCAGAUUGUAGUAUUCUAGAAAAUCGUCAUCGUGAUGAUGCUUUAUUUGCUCAUUCUGAUCCUAAUUUCUAUUGGCAAUGUGCUCCAUUAAACGCAACUCAUUGGGCUGCUGCAGCAAGACCAUGUGCCUGUAGUACUGUUUUUAAUCCCAAUGAAAAUCCACCCAGAUGUACUUUCUGGUAUGAUAGAUCAUGGUCUCCUAUUUGCAACUGGCAAAAUCCACCAACAGUAACGGAAUGUAAACCUUGGUGUCCGGAUUGUGGCGGAGAUGAGGUUCCUUCAGUUCCAACACCAUCACCACCUAAUCCAAGUCCAAACCCUCCAGAUGAUGAUAACAACAACUGUUCUUGUCCUUGUCCACCAUGCAUUUGGUGGCCAUGUGUUCCAUGCAGCCCAGUCAAUAAUUGCUCAUGCAACAGCAACCGUAAUGGAUAAUUUUAAAAUAUAUAUUAACUUACAGAGAAUCUUAUUAAUAGUCUUCAGGAAUAAUUUUAAAAAAUUUAAAUGUCACAAAUUUAAAAAGAUAAGAAAG
Molecule: messenger RNA, 660 nt
Organism: Chironomus riparius
Lineage: Eukaryota; Metazoa; Arthropoda; Insecta; Diptera; Chironomidae
Source: the annotation of a GenBank genome assembly